Linum tenue is the source of this 699-nucleotide messenger RNA. NCBI's taxonomy places the organism in Eukaryota, Viridiplantae, Streptophyta, Magnoliopsida, Malpighiales, Linaceae. The record is from the annotation of a GenBank genome assembly.
AUGUCUCUCACAAUCCCCACCAACCUCUCCAACCCAAUGCUGAAGCUCAACCCUAAGCUCGCCGCCUCCUUCCUCCUCCCCAAAUCGCAAUCCCUCUCUCGAUCCAACUUUGUAUGCUCUGCCUCCCAAGACAGCAACAACAACUCCACCGCCGCCGCCUCGCCUGUCCAGGCCUUCUCCGCCGCCCUAGCCCUCUCCUCCAUCCUCCUGUCCGCCCCACUCCCGGCCGUCGCCGACAUCUCCGGCCUCACCCCGUGCAAGGAGUCCAAACAGUUCGCUAAGCGGGAGAAGCAGUCCCUGAAGAAGCUGGAGUCGUCGCUGAAGCUGUACGCCCCCGACAGCGCCCCUGCCCUGGCGAUUAAAGCCACCAUGGAGAAGACUAAGCGCCGGUUCGACAACUACGGGAAACAGGGCCUGCUGUGCGGCUCGGAUGGGCUCCCGCACCUGAUCGUGAGCGGCGACCAGAGGCACUGGGGCGAGUUCGUGACCCCAGGGGUGCUGUUCCUCUACAUCGCCGGGUGGAUCGGGUGGGUUGGGCGGAGCUACCUGAUUGCAAUCAGCGGGGAGAAGAAGCCCGCCAUGAAGGAGAUCAUCAUCGAUGUUCCCCUGGCUACUGGGUUGAUCUUCAGGGGAUUCUCUUGGCCCGUUGCUGCUUACAGAGAGUUCAUCAAUGGAGACCUCGUUGUCAAGGAUGUUUGA